UUGUUUUUUUUAUAGUAAUUUUUGAGAUAAUAUUAUAUUUUUAAAUUUAAUUGCCCCAUCAACCUUAUUUUCCAUAAAUAAAGCUCCCAUAUAAAUUUGCUAUUUUUUCGUGAAAAACUUGCAUGUUUUUCCUAACAAUAUAUAUUGAGGUAAUUUAUGUUAUCUACCCAACUAGACGUAUUUUCCUAAAUGCCUGCCUUUGUCGAAAUAAUUUCCAAAAUAUGCCGAAAGUAGCGGCCCUAUUUUGGAAGGAAAUCAUCUUUCGAUAUAUAUUCGGGAUAUUUCCUUAUUAAGCAGCCAAAUUUCUGCCCUAUUUUUAAGUAAAAACAAAAUUGGAACAUGCUUUCGACGUAGUUUUGGCAGAAAAAUUGGGAUUUAUGUUCCCCAUUUUCGUCGAGGUUUCGAAAUUUUAACGAAUUUUCAAGCGAUUUCUCUCCUUGGGUCCCUAUAAUUCAACCCUCAUCCAUUAAUUUAUUUUCCCAUAUUAAGAUUUUAACUUACAUUUGAUGGCACACGAUUAGGGGUAUAGACUAAAGUCAAAUUAUGUUAGAAACUUUAGUUAUCAAGAAAUAAAUAAAUAAAAAGAUGAGUAUACGGCGAAUUGCUCUUUACCUUCUACAUCGUAUUUCUGGGAAAAAUACAUAUAGGAUAACUCAUAAAUAUAAACUUUUUCUCUCAUAUUUUGAUGCAGAAAGUUUGAAAGCAAAUUAUAUAGAAAUUCAUUUAUUGAAGCCACCUUGUUAAGGUAGUUGCAAAAUUGUCCUUUUGUGUUUUCACAUAAAUCACUAUGCAAUGAAUGCUCAUUAGUCGAGUAAUUUCCUCAUAAUUGUUGAAACCAUAGCAGGAAAAUUUUCCAAUAUAAUGCAAUUUUCCCUGCAUAAAUUAGAAUGUUCAAAGGAAUCAAAGCAAAACAUACUGAAUUAUGCUACACGCAGAGGGAAGUAUGCAAAGUCCUUUAUGAUUUUCCACAUUUUCUCAGAACAUCGUCAUCAAAUUAACUCCCCAUAUAGUCAUCAGUUUUCCAUGGAAAUUUGUCAUUUUUCAUAACAUUUUCCAAUGUGUGCUCCAUUUCACAUGAAAUCUUAUCGCAUGAAUUGCGAUAUCACAAUGAAAUGUUUGCCCAAAAGACUCACCUUAUCAGCUACACUUGGGUAUAGCUGAUAGUGUACACCUUGUAAUCAGGUGCAUGAGUCUAUGUGUUGGCAAAUUGGGAAGGUUUCCAGUGUGGAUAUCUUCGCAUUCAUUUCGUGAGUUUUUCAACAUCGAGACGCACUUUGAGCUUUUUUCCGCCCAUUUUAGCUGAAGAAUAUCUCACAAGUGAUUUUGAGGAAGUUUUGCAGUUAAGAAAUUUUCUUUUACUAAAUAAAGUUUGGACUUUUCCUUUGGAUAUCACGUAAAAAAAGGAUAAUUUUGCAAAAAUGGUGUCGGUGGAAACGAUUGGAUCAGUUUUUCUGAAAGUGUUCAAAUUGGUGCUGAAUAUUGUCAUCCUCAUCCUCUACCGAACGGGAUAUGCAGGUGAUUUCCUAGGUGUGGGUGGUACGUGGAAUUUGAACGAGGAAAAGAGUCCUGAUGCAGAGAUUGUGGCAUCGGGUGUUAUUGUGGGUUUCAUGAUUUACACAUCCGUGCAACUCAUCACCUAUGCUUUUGGCACAACGGCACACAAGAGAGAAUUGUCAGACACAAUCAUGAAUGUGGUGGGUACAUUCAUGUGGGUGGCUGUUGGUGGUACAGCACUUCACUACUGGCACGGUUACAUGCCUGACCACGACUUCCUCCAUGUGGCUACAGAGCGACAGGUUGGUCUUGCCAUGGGUGCCCUUAUGAUCAUCUCUGGUGCUCUUUACCUUGUGGACACAGUGCUGGCAUUUGUGCACUUCGCCAAGGAGAAUUAGAGCGUUCCCCACUUAAAAUCAGGAGCAUCAUCACCACCCACAUUCAACAAACAUUUAAUUCCCAAAUGACAUCAGCAAUAGACAAAUCACCCUCUCUUUACUUUAGGGCCACAACAUAAUAUAUAAUAUGUAGUGCAAAAUGCAUUGAUUUAGUGUUGAGUUUAAUCCAUAAAAUUAAUUUUAUUGUAAAACAACUAUUUUGAAUUAUAUUCAUUUUACAAACUACGCGUUUUUUGUAACAAGAAAAAGAGACAAAUAAAAUAUAAGAAAACCCCACAA
Lutzomyia longipalpis is the source of this 2171-nucleotide messenger RNA. It is a transcript of the gene Ssk, whose product is annotated as protein snakeskin. Lineage: Eukaryota; Metazoa; Arthropoda; Insecta; Diptera; Psychodidae. The transcript has 3 exons. The coding region runs from base 1419 to 1892 and encodes 157 amino acids. The record is from RefSeq and is a predicted model, not a curated record. Gene Ontology annotation, biological process: septate junction assembly.